Molecule: messenger RNA, 873 nt
Organism: Telopea speciosissima
Lineage: Eukaryota; Viridiplantae; Streptophyta; Magnoliopsida; Proteales; Proteaceae
Product: 18.1 kDa class I heat shock protein-like
Exons: 1
Coding region: 35-550 (171 amino acids)
Biological process (GO): protein folding; response to heat; response to salt stress
Source: RefSeq, a predicted model, not a curated record
GUUCACCAAACCCAGAAUCCUAGAGAGCACUCUAAUGGCGCUCGUCCCUCGCACCUACACAGGCGAAGGCCAACUGAGCAACACCUUCGACGACUUUGAUCGCCGACUAAGCAACUUCUUCGAUCGCCGUCUAAGCAGCUUCUUCGAUCACUUCUCUCGCGACCUCUGGAAUUGGAACUCUCCGUUCUCUGAAUUCCCCCUCACCAAUGCCUUAUCUUCCUUCCCUCCUUGUGAUUGGAGCGAAACCCCAGAAGCCCAUAUCUUCAUAGCUGAUCUUCCUGGGCUUAGAAGGGAAGAAAUGAAGGUUGAAGUUGAAGAUGACAGAAUUCUCAAGAUCAGUGGCCAGAGAAACGACGAUAUGGAAGAAUCGGGUGAUGGAUGGUACCGUGCUGCGCGUAGCAGUGGCAGUUUUGUUCGGCGGUUCCCGUUGCCUGAGAAUUCUAAGGUGGAUCAGGUUAGGGCAUCCAUUGAAGAUGGUAUCCUUACAGUUACCAUUCCCAAAGGGGAUGUUAAGAGGCCUGAAGUGAAAGCCAUUGAAUUUUCCGAAUGAAGUUUAGGAAUAUUGCAAGUGUUGUGGGGUUUAAAGGGUAUGUGUUGUAAUUAAUAGUUGUAUGAUUAAAAUGUCUCAGGUGAAGGUUAUUGGGAUCUCUGAUUGAAGUUUAAAGCAGGAAGACUUUAAAACAGGGGAUUUAGACUGUUAAGUUUAGGGUGUUUAGUGGUGUGUUUGUUUUGUAUUAAUAGUUGUAUGUAUGGUUAUGGUCAUUAUGUGUCCAUGUGCUUUUCUGAUCUUUUUGAGUUGCUCUAUCUGGUCUGUGGGUGUUUGUGGUUGUGGUUCUGUUUCUCUGCUAAUGUUAAUAAGCCUUGAGCUCUCUA